Molecule: messenger RNA, 2179 nt
Organism: Condylura cristata (star-nosed mole)
Lineage: Eukaryota; Metazoa; Chordata; Mammalia; Eulipotyphla; Talpidae
Gene: MKRN3
Product: makorin ring finger protein 3
Exons: 1
Coding region: 79-1542 (487 amino acids)
Biological process (GO): protein polyubiquitination
Molecular function (GO): metal ion binding; ubiquitin protein ligase activity
Source: RefSeq, a predicted model, not a curated record
CCGGCCUGCCGGGCCUCGAGCCCGAAAGGAAGAGACAACGGGGAAGUUCCGGUACCAUUUCGGGGAGAAGAAGCUGCCAUGGAAGAGCCUGCAGCUCCCACAGAACCCCACGAGGCAGCUGGGGCAACAGCGGGUGCCGAGGCCACAGGGGCAGGGGCAGCUAGGCCCAGCGUCCCCGUGCGCAGGGUCCUCAGGGGGUCGGGGGUUCCGGGCCCAACCCCCUUCCGCCCGUCACGUGUGAGGCCUGCCCAGGCCUCAGGGGGCGGGGCCAGGCCCAGUCUCCUGCCUGGCCGAAGCAGCGGCAGCUGGACGAAGCAAGUCGUCUGCAGGUAUUAUAUGCAUGGGCUGUGCAAGGAGGGGGAGAACUGUCGCUACUCCCACGACCUCUCGGGCCGCCAGCUGGCCGGGGAGGGCCGCGGUUCGCCGCCUCGGGCCUCUCCCGACAGAGGCCCCAGCACGGCUGCGCACAACGAGCCCGAGCCCCUGCCUCAGCAAGUGGCGGAAGCCCCCCCUGCUGCGUCCUCUUGCUCCUUGCCUCUGAUUGGCUCGGCUGCUGAAAGGGGUUUCUUUGAAGCCAAGACAGACAAUGCCGGCCUUGAGGCUGCCGGAGGAGCAGGUGCAGAAGGCUGGGAGGGUGCCAUUGAGUUUGUUCCCGGGCAACCCUACCGGGGCCGUAAGGCCCCUUAUAUUCCCGAAGCUCCUGUACAGAGCUUGGUGACUGAGAGGGAGCAGGUUGCUGUGGGCAUGGGGGAGCAGCUUUGCCGCGAUGCUGCCAUGGGGCAAUGCUUUCGUGGGGAGAGCUGUGUGUAUCUCCACGGAGAGAUAUGCGAUAUGUGUGGGCUUCAGGUCUUGCACCCCGUGAAUGCUGUCCAAAGGGCAGAGCAUAUAAAAGCCUGCAUUGAAGUACACGAGAAGGAUAUGGAACUCUCUUUUGCUGUGCAGCGUAGUAUCGACAAAGUGUGUGGCAUCUGCAUGGAGGUUGUCUUUGAGAGAGCUAAAUCCGCUGACUGCCGUUUUGGCAUCCUCUCCAACUGCAACCACACCUUCUGUCUUAAGUGUAUCCGCAGGUGGAGGACUGCCAAACAGUUUGAGAACAGGAUCAUCAAGUCCUGCCCUCAGUGCAGGGUCACCUCCAAUUUUGUCAUUCCCAGUGAGUUCUGGGUGGAGGAGGAGGAUGAAAAGCAGAAACUUAUUCAGCAGUACAAGGAGGCUAUGAGAAGCAAGACCUGCAGGUAUUUUUCUGUAGGCAGGCGUUGCUGCCCAUUUGGAGAGAAGUGUUUUUACAAGCAUGCAGAGCCUGAGGGCCAGGGAGAGGAGCCUCAGAGGCAGAGUGCUGGGGCAUCCAGCACUCAAAGCAAUCAACUUUUGGAGCCUGUGCAGGUGGGAAAGGGCUUAUUGCCCUUUAAGAGCAGUAAAAAAAAAAAAAAAAAAAAAAAAAAAGAGCUUGUCAUGCUUCUGCUGGCCAGUCUGUGGUUUCAAUGUUUUCUUUCACUGGGAGAUAAUGAGCUCUGCUUCUCAGAACCAAUAGGGCUUGCUUCAUGAUGAACAGACAAAUCUUUCCAUUUGGUCUGUAGCAUUGCUGUGGCAUGUGGUCUGGUGUGCUGAGGCUGUGUCAUCUGCUAUUGCCUGUUUGUGUUCAUAGACACAUAUCAUCACUUACAGGAGCUGUUGAAAUCAUUCCAUCUGUUUUCUUGCCCACCCCCAUUUCCCAUUUCUUCCCUCCUAGGAUCAUGGUGUUUCACUGUAUUAACAAAAAGUCCUUAAAGUUAUUGUUCGGUGAAAUGAAUAUUGCUGUCAGUUUACGGUUUAUUUUGUCAUCUCUGUUUUCAACAGGAUUGAUUCAGUUCUAGUCUAAUGUUUACAGAAUUUCCACUCAUUUUGAAGUCCCUCAAGAAUAAAUGUGACAGGGUGAAGGGAGAAGUCUUACUGAACAAGGAGCUUUUUGCUACUGCAGCCUUAAGAAAUGGACCCUCAGGAGGGCUUUUGUGGCACAGCUGCUCAUCUCUGUUGUUUACAUGUCUGUUCCUUCCCUCAUCCCCUUUGCAAGUGCACUUUUUAACUUGUUACCUUGUGGUUUCUGUUUUACUUGAUCAGAACCAGGUGUGUAUGUUUACAUGUUUUUAUCCUGUUUACCUUGAUGUGAAAAUAUUUAUAUUUGGAAGUAUAUAUUUAAGGAUUA